AGAUCAAGUUCAGUUCAGUCAUGCGGGAGUUUUGUGACAACACAACAGCGCACGGUCUGGGGAGGAUACAUUUUGUUAAUCAUUGGAUCAGGAAAGUGUUCUGGAGCUUAUUGUUUAUUGGCGCUGUCACAAUGCUUUGUAUUCAAGUACACACUUUGUUCGACAAAUAUCGAAAGCGACCGCUGACAACUUUAGUCACAGUAAAAACAGAGACGAGUCUGGAAUUUCCUGCAGUAACAUUUUGUAACUUCAACGCCAUGAAGAACUUCACAAUUCAAAGUGGCGAUAAGAAGCUGACGGAUAUUGUUCAUCAACUGCAAGCACAAAAUUCGUCAAAAGUGCCGGGUAACGAUACUUCCGAAGCAGUAUCUGAAAGCAGCAACACAGAAGACAUCGAGUGGAGCCAAGAAGACUUCCAAGACCCUGAAGAUCUUGAUACGAUAUAUCAAAGAGGAAAGGAAAUGUCAGUGUUUUUGGCGAAAGAGGACUUGCAGACUCUCACUUUACUGGGACAUCAGUUUAGUGAUAUGGUCCUGUCUUGCACAUUUAGAGGAAUGUCAUGCAGAAACUACACAACAUGGAACUGGACAUCAUUCUGGCAUUACAAGUACGGAAACUGUUUUGUAUUUAACGGUGGCCAAGUGAAUGGAGUUCCAGUGGACAUUUUGAGAUCGAACAAUCGCGGCCCUUCUGAAGGUCUCAAUCUUGAAAUUAAUAUUGAUCAAGAAGAAUACAUCGGCCAACUGACUCCACAGGCAGGAAUAAGAGUGGAUAUCUCCAAACCGGGAGAAAUGCCAUUCCCUUUGGAAAAAGGAGUGAGUUUGGCUCCAGGGUACGCUACAAUGCUUGGACUUAGAAAGAUAAUCAAAGAAAGAAAAGACCCUUUCAACACAAAGCGUUGCCUGAAUUCAGUUGAUCGAGAUGACAAUAACCUAUACACUCGCAUUUUUAACGUAACCUACUCGUCUACGGCUUGCAGAGAAUCAUGUCUGGCUUACAAUCAAUUCGAGAUUUGUGGUUGCGUGGAAUACAGAUUUCCAGCUGAGGGACUAUUCAACAUUUGCAGUGUCACCAACAUUAAAACACUAAAGUGCCUCAGCAGAGUUCAAAACCUCUAUAAAAACAACAGAUUGAACUGCACUCAGUCGUGUCCACCUCCAUGCAGACUGGAAGAGUUCAAAAUAAGUUCUUCAUUCGCUACCUGGCCUUCGCAAAACUAUGAGAAGUAUUAUCAAGAGAUAGUGCUAGAAAAUUACAACAGAUUACUCAUCACCAAAUCUGGAUCCCACAGAAAAAAUGUUUUGAAACUGCAAGUUUUCUUCGAAGAUCUUGACGUGGAGGUCGUUUCAGAGCAACGUUCAUAUGAACUGGUCAACUUUGUGUCAGACAUCGGUGGUCAACUUGGCCUAUGGAUUGGGUUCUCUGUGCUGACUCUGGCUGAGUUCUUAGAGCUUAUUAUGCUACUGUGUCAUCUGGCUGUCAAGAAAUGCUUCAAGAAGAAUGGCACGUCUGAGAGUUAUCUUCCGAAUUAAGGCUGAAUGGAUUAUGAAAGGCGAAGGAUUU
Messenger RNA from Pocillopora damicornis (cauliflower coral), 1563 nucleotides. Its product is annotated as epithelial sodium channel subunit beta. Gene Ontology annotation, cellular component: plasma membrane. NCBI's taxonomy places the organism in Eukaryota, Metazoa, Cnidaria, Anthozoa, Scleractinia, Pocilloporidae. Gene Ontology annotation, biological process: sodium ion transmembrane transport. Gene Ontology annotation, molecular function: ligand-gated sodium channel activity. The record is from RefSeq and is a predicted model, not a curated record.